AUGCUGGAGCUAGAUAACUAUCGGAUUCGCUACCAAGUACCUGUUUUUACUCAAGCGACUGUGUUUGUAAACAACCCAGGAGACUUCUCAGACAAAGAACGUUUGGAACUGAUGAACAAUAUGGUGGGAGAAUUCGAAAAUAUAACUGGAAGCUGGGGACCUGUUGGAACGAUGUAUUUUGUUCGGGAUUUCAUGCAGUUUGAAACCGCCUUAAAAUUUGAAGAAGAAGAGUACGAUUACGACCCUGAAGAACCUGAUAAGAAACGGCAUAGUGGUGGUCCAAACUUUAAAAACGAAGAUUUGAGUACCUUUCUUGUAUGGCCGGAAUAUGAUUUUUGGACAGGUUUUAUACAGCUCCAGAACGACACCAUUGAUGGAAGGUAA
Messenger RNA from Enterobius vermicularis (human pinworm), 384 nucleotides. The record is from the annotation of a GenBank genome assembly. Lineage: Eukaryota; Metazoa; Nematoda; Chromadorea; Rhabditida; Oxyuridae.